UCUUGCCCCAAUCGGCACCAUCUGGAGCCCCAAAAACUGGUUUAUUCCAUCUUUAUCAAUUUUCCCUUACUAGACUAUUUUUGCUUUGAUGACUUCAACAACGUUAUCUCUUGACGGUCGUUUACCUGGACAUGCUGGUGCGCUGACAGGCGAAGAAACACACGCUUUAAAAAAUUUAUGGCUUCGUUUGUACGACCUUUUCAAGCAACCAGGAACCAAAGACGAACCUAAAAAGACUGAGAACGCAACUAAGCCAGCCGCAUCUUCGUCCUAUGGCUUUUUUGGUUUUGGCGCGAAAAAGGAAGAACCGAAACCGCAAGAAGUUUUCUUGGGCACCACUACCAACACGGAUUACCUAAGUCUCCCACUGGACCAAGCUAUCGGGUUGAUUCCUGGAGCAAAGUUGGAAGCCUGUUUCUGGAAUCUGGUGGCCACCGAUAAUCCCGAUGCUACUCUUUUGCGCUUCUUGCGUGCUCGUAAAUGGGAUGCUGAUGCUGCCUAUCGUAUGCUCAUGAACUGUCUCCGUUGGCGAAUCGUAAACCGUGUGGAUGACAUUGUUGCCUUGGGUGAGACAGGUUUGGCCGACGAGUUGGAGCGUUUGAACCCUGGCACAGGUGAAUCUUUCUUGGAACAACUGCAUUCGCGCAAAGCUACUCUUGGUGGUCCCGAUAAUCACGCACGAGGUGUAUGUUUUGUUAAUGUCGCACGCCAUCACAAGGAAGAACAGAGCUUGGAGGUGAUGAAGUUGCUCACAAUGUAUAUAUUGGAGACUUCCCGUUUGUUCGGUGGUCAUCCGAGUGACACUGUUUGCAUAUGUUUUAACCUCGAAAAUUUCACCAUGGCCAAUAUGGAUUUCGAUUUCAUCAAGUUCCUUGUUACGUGUUUGGAAGCUUACUACCCCGAAACGCUUGGUUUAUGCAUUGUCCACAAGGCGCCAUGGGUGUUUUCAACGGUGUGGACGAUGAUUACGCCCUUGCUCGAUCCUGUCGUUGCCUCCAAGAUCCGUUUCACCAAAACCUUGGACCAGUUGACGGAGUUUAUCGCUGUGGAUAAUUUGCCCAAGGCUAUUUCUGGCAAGGAAGACAAUGCCAAUAUGGAUGAAAAGAUUCAGUUGGACGAACGACCCGCUCCUGGCCCAUUAAAUCGUCCUGAAACGCCGGCAAUUGAAGAGUACAAGCAUGCAAUUGAAAAGUUCAAGACAGUCACUCAACAAUGGGCUCAAAAUACGUCAGAUGACGAUGAUCAAGGAACGUUGGCCCGUCUGUCGCUCGCAUGCAGUUAUCGUGCAGCUCGCAUCAAAGCCGAGCCGGACCUUCGAGGACCCACCAUGUAUCAUGUCAAAAAGAUGGUAACGAUUAGCGACCAAGGCCGUUUGCUAAUCAAUCUAUGUGGAAAGCAAGAAGAUACCACCGAGAGAGUUUAAACCAAAUACUUAUGAUGAUAGCAUUUUUGUACAUAUGGUUACCAUUUUUUUUUUCUUUAUUCGCUUCCAGAAUACAACAGAGCACUUUUUUUCCAAUUGGAUAAAACGUCCCUCUUGAGAAUAAUUAUGACCCGCAAAGCUUUUUAAUACAAACUUCCAUCCAACCCUAUACUCG
Radiomyces spectabilis is the source of this 1598-nucleotide messenger RNA. RefSeq names its product CRAL-TRIO domain-containing protein. Bases 89 to 1423 code for a protein of 444 amino acids. The transcript has 4 exons. Lineage: Eukaryota; Fungi; Mucoromycota; Mucoromycetes; Mucorales; Radiomycetaceae. The record is from RefSeq and is a predicted model, not a curated record.